AUGUCAUCCAACAUCAUCGUUGAAUGCCCAAGAGAGUCAGCGCCGUUGCUGAACUCCCACCCCUCCGAGGCCACCUUAACAAACAUCCCAAUUCACAACGAGACCGAAGGCAUUCCUUUUGACGAUGAGCUUAGUGUAUCUCGCGUGUCACUCAUCAAGCAAGAAGCCUGGUGGCUAUUCAUCUCCUCAAUCCCGCUAUCCAUGUCAUAUUUUCUCCAAAGCUCAUUCAACUUUAUCAGCAUCCUCAGCGUCGGCAGGCUCGGCGUCAACGAGCUCGCGGCGGCAUCAUUAGGCCUAAUGAUGAUAAACUUUAUCGUGCUCAUGCCUGGAAUCGGCCUUGCGAGCGCACUCGAGUCUUUUUGUAACUCGGCAUUUACAGCGUCUAGCGACAAGACGCGGGUGGGAUUCCAUGCGCGGCGUGGGUUAUUCGCUGUCACUUUGCAGUUGAUCCCGACGGCUGUUUUGUUCCUGUUUAUGGACCAGCUUCUUUUGCUGCUGGGCCAGACGCCUGAGGUGUCAGAACUGUGUGGGCAGUUUUUGCGCGUCUGGUUGGUGGGAAGCUGGCCGCUGCUGGCCUAUGAGUGUCUGAAGCGCUUUGUCCAGGCACAGGGUAUUAUGAAGGCGAGCACAUGGGUGAUGGUCUUGGUCGCACCGGUGCAUAUAUAUGCUAGCUACGCGCUUGUGUGGUCUCCGAGCACGGGUGUGGGAUUCAUUGGUGCGCCAUUGGCCAUGGCAAUGAGCAACUGGCUGUUGUUCCUGGGUAUUACCGGGUAUAUUGUAUUCAGCAAGGCGCGGCACGCCUGGGGCACUUUCUCACUGGACUGCAUCGAUGGCAUUGGCGAAUACUAUCGCUUAGCCAUUCCCAGUGCUGCAAUGAUGGCUUGCAGCUGGGCGGCGUUCGAACUUGUCACAUUUGGUUCAUCCAUCUUUGGUCCUGUUUCCCUGGCAGCCCAGGCGUGCAUGUUCACAGCAAUGUCGCUGACAUACCAGACACCGGCGGCAAUUGGGUCGGCAACUGCCACGCGUAUUGGCAACGCGCUGGGUCAAGGCAAGCACCGCCGUGCUCGCUAUGCCGCCUACGUAUCCAUCUCCACAGGAUACAUUGUUGGCAUUGUGUGCUCGACUAUACUUUUCACCCAUCGCCGCACUUGGGGUUAUAUCUUCAGCAAGGACGAGGAUGUUGUUGCAUUGUGUGCCAAAUUAAUGCCGCUUUUCGCCGCUGUGCAGACAUACGACGGCAUGAAUGGUCUGGUCGGCGGUAUUAUGCGCGCGCUGGGUAGACAGAGUCUUGGUGCGGCUUUGGCUUUCCCGUCAUUCUGGAUCAUGGGUAUUCCGUUAGGCUUUUAUCUCGGGAUGGGGCCGCCAAAGCUCGAGGUUGUUGGCUUGUGGUUGGGUUUGGUGCUGGGUGUGAUUGCGUAUUCGCUGUCGCAGCAGUGCUUUAUUCUUUUCUACGUCGAUUGGCGGCACGAGGUCAAGGCGUGCCUGAGCCGCGUAAUGGUGUCGCCGCAACCAAAUAAGCUCGUCACUGCGGAUUCAAUGGUAUCGUCAUCGGCCGCUUCAAUGGUCAGCUACGGGUCCAUGGUUUGA
Kickxella alabastrina is the source of this 1587-nucleotide messenger RNA. Its product is annotated as mate-domain-containing protein. The transcript has a single exon. Gene Ontology annotation, molecular function: antiporter activity; xenobiotic transmembrane transporter activity. Gene Ontology annotation, biological process: xenobiotic detoxification by transmembrane export across the plasma membrane. The record is from RefSeq and is a predicted model, not a curated record. The coding region runs from base 1 to 1587 and encodes 528 amino acids. Gene Ontology annotation, cellular component: membrane. NCBI's taxonomy places the organism in Eukaryota, Fungi, Kickxellomycota, Kickxellomycetes, Kickxellales, Kickxellaceae.